AUGGCUAACGAAAGGCACACCAUGCAGGCCAGGAACCUCUAUCGCGAAGACCGUGAGGUUUUUGCGAAGAACGAGGGCAAAGAGAAGCUGUACGUUGAAGAGGUCCUGAAGGAUCGGAACUACAAGUUGCGGAAGGGUGUUGACGAAGGGGGUAAACGUGUUGGACGAGGUCUUCGCCGAGACAGAUCUGAGAGACGAGGCGUGGGGUUAGAGGGUACCCCAAUGUCAAAAUCACCAAAGGAUAUUGAGGGGGUACUAAGUGUCCUCUCCACUGGCUCUGAGGAUUUGUGGAAAGAAGAAACACCCUGGAAAUUCGGAUUGAAGGAUGAAUUCGGUCAUACUAUAAGCGCAUACACAGCAGAGCAGAAAGGGACCUGCGACAAGGAGAGAUUUGAAAAGCACCAGAACCAGCUCACUCCGCUAUGCGAAGUGACCAUGCUGAGACGCACCGAGACAUCCCAAUUACGAACCAACCCAAUGCUUCAUCUACCGCCAAUCGACCCCCGACAUGUCCCCAUUGACUUUCCUUCUCAAUAUGUUAACGACCUCGAAAACAUUGAGAAAGGCAUUGCCAAAUGGGAAAAGGAAGCAACUACAGAAGGUCACAAUGUGAGAAAAAGCGACUUCUGGCUAAACUCAACGAAAGCAAGAGCAACCGGAUGCUAUCCGGCUUUGGGUCCCAUCGCACUGUCGGGUGUUGCUAAGUUGACUUGGGGAGAUUAUAUAUAA
This is a messenger RNA of Letharia lupina, 729 nucleotides long. RefSeq lists its product as uncharacterized. The record is from RefSeq and is a predicted model, not a curated record. Lineage: Eukaryota; Fungi; Ascomycota; Lecanoromycetes; Lecanorales; Parmeliaceae. The coding region runs from base 1 to 729 and encodes 242 amino acids. The transcript is spliced from 2 exons.